This is a messenger RNA of Adineta ricciae, 1275 nucleotides long. The record is from the annotation of a GenBank genome assembly. Lineage: Eukaryota; Metazoa; Rotifera; Eurotatoria; Adinetida; Adinetidae.
AUGGCUCGAAUGCUUAUUGAUCAGGGUCUAUCACUAAUCAAAUCUGGCUCACGAAUCUUUGUUCAUGGAUGUGCUGCAACGCCACAGCAUCUCAAUCGCUUACUCGCUAAGCGUGCUAGUGAACUGAAACGUGUGGAGGUGAUGGGCAUUCUUCCACUUGAUAACACUUUUACUGAUGUAAAAAUGAAAGACAGCUUCUUUCUCAAUUCUCUCUUUGCGUCGGCAUAUGUUCGACCUGCCAUUGCCAGUGGAGCUGCCUCAUAUAUACCAACAUUUCUUAGUGAAAUGCCUCGUCUCUUCGACGAAAACAUUCUCCCACUCGAUGCUGCUCUCAUUCAAGUUUCACCUCCUGAUCGACAUGGCUACUGUUCGCUCGGCAUCUCAAUUGAAGCUACAGGAGCCGCAGUACGAAACGCAAAACACAUCAUUGCACAGAUUAAUAAAAACAUGCCACGAGUACACGGCGAUACAUUCGUUCACAUCAAUGACAUCGAUGCGUAUGUUGAAUAUGAUGAACCACUCUUCGAAGUAGAUUAUUCACGGGAUAUUACUGAUGUCGAAAGGCAGAUUGGACAACGAGUCGCUGAGCUCAUUGAGGAUGGAAGUACACUGCAAAUGGGAGUUGGUACUGUUCCUGACUGCGUGCUCAAGAGUCUCGAAGAUCACAAAGAUCUAAGCAUUGCUUCUGAAAUGAUAUCUGAUGGUAUCGUCUCUCUUAUUCAAAAAGGUGUAGUCACCAAUCGAUACAAGAAAUUCCAUCCUGGAAGAACAACAGCUACCUUUAUCAUGGGAACAAGAAAACUUUAUGAUUUCGUUGAUGACAAUCCGAACGUUCUUCUGAUAGAUGUGGGAAUCACCAACGAUCCAGCACAAAUCAGAAACAAUCCAAAGAUGUGUUCUAUCAACUCUGCACUCGAGAUCGAUCUCACCGGUCAGGUUUGUGCCGAAUCGCUUGGCACAGCACACUAUUCGGGUGUUGGCGGACAGAUAGACUUCAUGCGUGGUGCUGCUCUCAGUCCUCAAGGCAAACCUAUUCUUGUUCUACCAUCACAAACGACCAAGGGGAUCUCACGCAUCGUCAACACAUUGAAGGAAGGUGCAAGUGUGACAACAACUCGUGCACAUGUUCACUAUGUGGUGACAGAGUAUGGUGUGGCGAACUUGUUUGGUAAGAACUGUCAACAGCGUGCGAAAGCAUUGAUAAACAUUGCACAUCCGAAUCAUCGCGAAGCACUGGAGCGUGCUGCAUUUCAACGAUUCAAAAAUAUUUAUUAA